AUUUGUUGUGUUGAAUGAAAAAGGGGUUUAUUUAAUACAAGUAGAUAAUAUUCUUGUAAAAUGAAAGAAAUGGCGAAUGAUUUAAGUGAAGAAUUUCCCAUAUGGGGUCUGGUACCGAAAAAAGAAACUGGUGUAUUAAAUUUUUUAACAAAGUAUCCAAAUUAUGAUGGACGUGAUACAGUGAUUGCAAUUUUGGAUUCUGGUGUUGAUCCAGCUGCCCCAGGUUUAACGGUUACUAGUACGGGUCAAACGAAAGUGAUUGAACGAUUUGAUUGCAGUGGAGCUGGAGAUGUUAAUAUAUCAACGGUUGUUACGGAUACAACGGGUGUUAUUCAAGGAUUAUCUGGUCGUAAUUUAAAGAUUCCAUCCACAUGGAAUAAUCCAUCCAAAGAAUAUCAUAUUGGUAUCAAAAAUGCAUACUCCCUAUAUCCAGAUAAAUUACGUGAACGCAUCGAAGAAGAUAACAAAGAGAAAAAUUGGAAACCUCAACAUCAAUCUGCAUUGGCUGAAGCUACACGAAAAUUACAAGAAUUCGAGGCAAAACAUAAUAGUACACAAUUAUCACCGAAGGAUAAGCUAGAGAAAGAAGAUUUAGAAGCACGCGUUGAUAUAUUAACGAAUUAUGAUAAAAAAUAUCAUGAUUUGGGACCUACAUACGAUUGUGUAGUGUUUUUUGAUGGGGAAACAUGGUGGGCGUGUAUUGAUACCACCGAUGAUGGUGAUCUAAGUAAAGUGCAAUUAUUAGGCGAAUAUUCAAAAACGCAUGAUCAUCGGUAUUUAACUGACGAAGAUCAAUUUACGAUUAGUAUCAAUAUACAUAAUAAUGGGAAUACGUUGGAAAUUGUUGGCAUGUGUUCUCCUCACGGUACACACGUUGCUUCGAUUACAUCUGCUUAUUUUCCUGAUAAUCCAGAAAAAAAUGGAGUUGCUCCUGGUGCCCAAAUCAUCUCAUUAACUAUAGGUGAUGCACGAUUACAAUCAAUGGAAACUGGUACCGCCCUUGUUCGCGCUAUUAUAAAACUAAUGGAAUUAACCAAAAAAUAUUCAGUUAAAGUUGUUAACAUGAGCUAUGGAGAACAUGCUCAUUGGGCCAAUUCUGGACGUAUUGGUGAACUAAUGAACGAAAUCGUAAAUACGUACGGUAUUAUAUGGGUAGCAUCUGCAGGUAAUCAUGGACCAGCACUAUGUACAGUAGGAUCACCCCCGGAUAUUAGUCAACCAACUAUCAUUGGAGUUGGUGCUUAUGUGUCGCCGGAAAUGAUGAUUGCUGAAUAUUCACUACGUCAAAAAUUACCCGGAAUGCCAUUCACAUGGUCGUCGUGUGGUCCAACAAUGGAUGGACAUAAUGGAGUAUCAAUAUGUGCCCCAGGCGCAGCUAUUACCUCUGUUUCAAUGUAUACAUUACGUAGCGCUCAAUUAAUGAAUGGUACAAGUAUGUCAUCUCCACAUGUAGCUGGUGCUGUCAGUAUACUGUUAUCUGGACUAAAACAAUUGGAUAUACCAUACUCGCCAUAUUCAGUGAAACGUACUUUAGAAAAUACUGCCCAAGUUUUAAGUGACACCGAGAGAUUUGCUCAAGGCUAUGGAUUACUUCAAGUUGAUCGUGCUUUUGAAUCGUUAAUCACCAAUCACAAAUGUCCAUGUCGUGAUAUUCGAUUAGAUGUCCUCGUUAACGGCACCGAUAAAGGAAUUCUAUUACGAAACGGUUUAUUAGAUCGUUGUAAAGAUUAUAAUAUUGUAGUAACACCAUUUUUCUUGGAUAAUCCGUCGAUAACCCCCGCAAUAAAAACAGCAUUUAGUGUACGGCUAGCAUUAACAUCAAGCGAAAAUUCGCAACAUAUUAAGUUUCCGCAAUAUUUAGACUUAGCAAAUAUGCAACGAGCAUUUUCAAUUCAAAUCGAUCCUACUGGUUUAAAACCUGGAGUUUAUUAUUCUACAAUCAAUGGAUAUGAUGUAAACUGUAUCGAAAAAGGUCCACUUUUACGUAUUCCAGUAACGAUAAUUAAACCCUUAGAAUUACUUGAUCCAAUUUAUAGACCACAAUUAGAAUGGAACGAUCAACUGUUUGUUCCGAAUACGAUCCGUCGAAUAUUUGUUAAAGUUCCCGAACAUGCUACAUGGGCGACGUUACGUUUUAAACCGGAUGAAAAAAAUAAAUUGGAACGUUUUGUAAUCCAUACAAUGCAGAUUCAACCAAAAUUAAGUUGCAAGGUCCUAGAAAGUCAAGGAUAUUGGAAUAUUGGUGCUUUAAAUGAAAAUGUUCAUAAUUUUAAAGUGAAAGGUGGUCUUAUUUUGGAAGUAACGAUUGCAAAAUAUUGGGCAAGCAUUGGAGAUGUUAAACUUAAUUACACAUUAACGUUCCAAGGUGUUAAACCAAAUAAUUCGUCGAUUGUUAUGCAUGGAGCUGAUGGUGUAACAAUGUUACAAUUACGUACAAUGCGUAACGAAGAAAUUUUACCAGUGGUUACGCUUAAAAAUAGUGUACAUCCGUUGAGACCGGUUGAAUCGAAGAUUAAUGUACUGACAAAUCGUGAUAUUAUUUUACCUGAACGGCAAAUUUAUGAACUUGUUUUAACGUACAAUUUUCAUGUUAGUAAACAAACCGAAGUGUUACCGAAUUGUUGUACACUGAGUGAUAUGUUAUAUGAAUCCGAAUUUGAAUCACAAUUAUGGUUUAUUUAUGAUAGUAAUAAACAAUUGAUGGCUGUUGGAGACGCGUAUCCAUCAAAGUAUACUCCAAAAUUGGAGAAAGGCGAUUACACAUUAAAAUUACAAAUUCGUCAUGAUAAAAAAGACUUAUUAGAAAGUUACACCGAUUUACCAAUGUCUAUAUCACAAAAAUUACCAAAUUCAAUCACGCUAGAUGUGUACGCGUCAAAAACAUUAGCUCUACUUCAUGGGAAAAAAAUUACAGCAACUACGUGCCCACCUGGUCAAAUUUAUCCAAUUUAUAUUAGUGCACUUUCUACGGAAAAAACAUCAAAAAUAGCGAAUUGUGGACAAUAUUUAUCUGGUGUUAUUACAUUUACAAAAGAUGAAGCGGGUAAAAAAGUUGAUACGUAUAGUUUUCGAUAUAUUUUACCGGAACCGACGAAGAAGAACAAUGGAAAACCUGUUGAUAAAGAAAAAACUAAACAUGAAGAAUAUUUGGAUGCGUUACGUGAUUUACGUGUGUCGUGGUUGGCCAAAUUAGAGGGAAGUCCAGAAGCAUAUAAACUAUAUGCACAAAUGAAAGAAGAACACUCAAAUCAUUGCACAAUUCAUACAUCUAUGUUACAAAGUAUCGAUGCAUUGGACACAAAACGUCAAGCACCAUCCUUACCAGUCACAUCGUUGGAAUUAACAAAUGAAGAACUAGAAUUAUUUGAAAAAAUUUUAACAAUAUGUGACGAAUUGAUUUGUAGUAUUGAUCAAACCAAAUUAUUAGCAUACUAUGGCAUGAAAUCGGAUACAAGACCUGAUGCGGCAAAAAUUAAAAGUGAAAUGGAUCGACAAAAAAGUGCAAUAAUAGAAGCAUAUGCUCGUAAAGGUAUUAUUUUAUGCAAGCAAUACUGUAACCUGUCAACUAAUGAAAAAACUGCUAUUUUGGAAAAAAUUAAAACCAUUUGGGAUGAUCUAUUAAAAUACGUUGAACCUACUGACUCGAAGGUAAUAUUCUUUUCGAUGUGGCAUGCUGCAGUGUUAGGUCAUUUUGGAAGAUUAUUAAAGUAUAUGUUAAAAUACGCCGAAGAUAAAUCCAGUAAAGAAUUAGACCAAAAAUUAUUAACGGUGUUAGAAACAUUAAAUUGGAAUCAUGCUGUCCGUUAUGUGGGACGAUCAAUACACACAAAGUUCCCACCAUCAUAUUCUAUUUUUUAAUUAAAAACAAAUUAAACAAACAAACAAAAAGUUCAUAAUAGUUUUUAAAUUAACUAAAGCAGACUGCAGACGUUCAGUGUUUUUAUUCUUAAUCAAUAUUCUUACACCAAAUAUUGAACACGGACUCCAAAAAUUAUUGAAAAAGUAAUAUAGAAUAGUUAAAAGGAUAAAAAUAUUGAAACGUCUAUGUACAGCUUAAAAUAAUGUACAAAUAAUUUUGUUUUGUCUUAUUCACGGAUAAAAAAUUAUUGUAAUAAUAAUAAAUGAUUAAGGAACUGUACUUAAAUUACGUAACGCAUUUAUAACGACUUUUCAACCCCUACCCCUCCUAUGUAAAAGAUUAUAACAAAAUAUUGAAAUCCCCCCUCCCUUUGUUUUGUACGUAAUUUUUCUCUCCUUUGAACUUUAGAGCAUUAUUAUGAUUAAAAAUCUUUUAAUGGAUAAUAAAGAAUUUGUCUGUUUUUAGUAAUCUCUUAAUACCAAAAAAGGCCGCAAAAAAAAAUAUUAAUAAUUAUUAAUAUCAAAAUAUUAAAAGUAAGCUACAGUCAAGUCAAGCGCACGAAGUUUAAUGUUGAUAAUUACGCACAAGCGUUGAUGGGCCCCUUCCACCGUACCAUAACAAAUAGUAAUAUUAUGAUUGACCCCUUAAUCCACUUAAAUUUGUUCCGUAAUUUAAGUACAGCCCCUAAGUAGUCGAGUCAAUGGAACUUUUUUUUUUAAAUGUAAGAGAAUUGGGUUGUUGAAU
Molecule: messenger RNA, 4603 nt
Organism: Chrysoperla carnea
Lineage: Eukaryota; Metazoa; Arthropoda; Insecta; Neuroptera; Chrysopidae
Gene: TppII
Product: tripeptidyl-peptidase 2
Exons: 12
Coding region: 61-3858 (1265 amino acids)
Biological process (GO): proteolysis
Cellular component (GO): cytosol
Molecular function (GO): tripeptidyl-peptidase activity; serine-type endopeptidase activity
Source: RefSeq, a predicted model, not a curated record